Venturia canescens is the source of this 7542-nucleotide messenger RNA. It is a transcript of the gene RhoGEF64C, whose product is annotated as Rho guanine nucleotide exchange factor at 64C. The coding region runs from base 730 to 6345 and encodes 1871 amino acids. Lineage: Eukaryota; Metazoa; Arthropoda; Insecta; Hymenoptera; Ichneumonidae. Gene Ontology annotation, biological process: positive regulation of Rho protein signal transduction. Gene Ontology annotation, molecular function: guanyl-nucleotide exchange factor activity. The record is from RefSeq and is a predicted model, not a curated record. The transcript is spliced from 13 exons.
GACCCGGAUGGUUCUCGCGGGUCCUUCGACCCUGUAGUAUCCCCGCGCCGCAAUCAGUGCACUAUUCUUAUCGCGAUUUCACACUUUUUAUACCCCCUCCCCUCCGCUCCUCUCUCUCUCUCUCUCUCUGUCUCUCUCACUCUGAAAUCUAGAAUUCGUCUCAAUGGAAAAGAAUAAAAAUGAAAAAUGUGAGCAUGUGUUGAAAGUCGAUCGCUCAACAAUGAAAAAGUUUGGAGAAAAUAAUUAAAGGUGCGCGCCUCAUCGAACUGGAGAGUGUUGUUACACGUGUGAAAUAAAUAUCAUUCGCGGAGUGUGCGCGCGAGAACGUGAUCGGAGCUGAUCCGAUUAAUCGACCUCGUCGUUUAAAACUGUGCCAAAUUUAGUGUCUUUUCUUCUUUUUUUAUUUACUCUUGCGUCCCGCGCUCGUUGAACGAGCUCGGGCUCUGGCCUAAUACUCAAAUUUUUUGUCCGAACCUCUGCUUAAUUACAUUUCGAACUGUUUUGUGAGCAUCAUUGAAUAUUGUGUACGCGGAGUGGAUUUAACAAUUUGGAUGGAUUAGAGAGCGGACUUGAUCACCGAAGCUGAUACGACGAGGAUGAGAUCCUGGGAGAAGCGCAACAGCGUAAUCGGACUUGAGAAAAGUAAGGGAAGUCGGGGCAAUUAUUAUCCGCACGGGAGAUACAGAAGUGUCGGGACGUCGUUCGUGAGAAUCUCCGGCGUAGCCGGAAAUGACAAUGACGAGCGUCGCUGUCGCCCCGGGUAGUCUCGGUGCGCCACCAGCGAUGCUCACACCGACCAAAAGGUACCAUCUUCAACCUGGACUCUCUCAGAAUUCAUCGUCACCGACACCGGGGGUCAAGGAUUACGAUCCUCUGAGCAAGGGGAAAAAAUCGUGGAGCGUGCGUUUGGGUCUGUCCCGUCAGAGUCACCAAGGUGCGGAUGAUCCGGGAAAGGGUUGGGGCACGAUAAGCGGUGGAAGUGCACUGUCUCGUCAAAUGUUGUACGGUGAUCCAUGGUUUUACGGUACAGUAAGAUCGGCACGCGGAAUACAUGACCCGCGUGGUUAUUUGAAUCCUCCACCACCGCCACCGCCGGGUGCUCCGGUACUCAUAGUAUGUUCCUGUCCGGAGUUUCUCAUCGGGACUACGAGGAAGCUUGGAAACUGCCGGAAAUGCGGUGGUCAUCGCCUCGCUGGCGUACCACUCGGUGGGACGUGUCGCAUGGCAACAACUUCCUCCAGGAGUCGCCCGAGCUUGGCCGGAAUCCUGAGGUCGUCGGUAGACGAUCCGUACGACGUGAUGCGGCGCAGUCGUCUAGUCGAGCCGAGAUCACGCGCCCGGAGUAUUUCCCCUCAUCGACAAACGAGCCAGCGGGAUUCGCGCAGUCAGAGCGUCGCUCGAAGCAACAAAGACCGUAAAAUAGGAUCGAGCGAAGGGGGGGCAGUUUCGAGGACCGAGUGGUUCGACAACGAGACGAAUUACGAGGAAAAUCCGCGACAGAAAUCACGGCCGAGUUUCGGUGCGGGUGGUUCCGGUGACGAUUGGCUGGAGGAGACGAGACCGGAAGACGAAGCGAGAUCCGCGAAUGGCAGGCUCGUCAGAGUGGCGAAUAAAAAAGGACGAAGUUGGCAGGAUUCGAACGAGCCGAUGAAUCGUCAGGAAAAUAUCCGACGCAACAAGAGCGAGGAUGAUAGAAAAGAUCGAGCAACUUUGAACAACAAUAACAGUAGCAACAAAAACAACAACAACAACAACAACAACAGCAAUAACAACGUCAACAACGGGAGCGGUGGCAACAGCAGCGGUAACGGUAACGGGCUUUCGAGUUUGACGGAUUCGCGAAAAAGUAUUUUGGAAUGCGACGUUAAUCCUUAUUUGCUCGUGAAGAAACAAAUGACGGACGAGGACGACCUCAGCGACGAUCUUUCGGACAAUGCGCUCGAGCUCGAGGAAAAACCGUCUUGCAGCUUGUUCGAUCCUUCGAAAGUGAAAUCUAUAGAACGCGUACCCAACAGGAGCGCGGUUGCCGCGAUCGGAGGUCAAAGGAUCCGCGUGUUCACCGAACCUCGGGAAAUUUCGGACGACGAUACGGAGACCGAAAGUGGUGGAACAGUGACGAGGAUCCCCAUACCAAAAGUUUCACCGAAAAGACCACCGCGACGAGUCAAAGAAUCACGAACUACGCUUAAGAGUAUACUGAAAAGAGGCAAACCAGACGGUAAACGAAAAAACGUUUUGUUCAAAGUCAACAACGUCAUUUUCGCUCCGGAAAAACCACCGGAAACGAGUCUUCCGAACAGUCGACGAUCCAGCAGAGUUUCCGUCAACUCCUUACCCAAGGAAGAGCUUUCUUGCUCGGAUCAACAGUUCCAAGUGCCCCCCCAAGUUGUGCCUCAAACUCUCCACCAACAACAUUUACCCGAAAGACCUAAAUUCAUAACGAUACCGAACAUCCGAGAUCCCAAAAGAAUAACGCGCAUUCAAGAGCCUAAAAUCAUACCGGAAGCGAUGAAAAUAAAUCCCGAGAUGGAACGCAUGAAAAUCGAGCACUCUGCGAUUGCCAGAAGACCCGAAGUCCCCGUUAGAAAUUCCAGCAGAAAAGAUCACUUGGCCAACAACAAAAUGAUCCUCACCACCGAUACAACUUGUUCCAACGAGGAAACGCGAUCUCUUACGGAUUCAACCAUCGCCGAACUUUCCGUCCAUCUCAAAACUGCCUCGCCAAACAAUUCUGAGAUUGAAAACAACGCGAGUGAGAAAAACAUCAGUACAGACAAAAAUAUAAAUAAUCGAGUCAGUAGUAGCGAAACGUCAUUGGACACUAUCAGACCGGAAGACGAAACCGAAUUUGAGAUCGAGAUCGAGGAGCUUGAGCACAAGACUCCUCUCAUCGAAAACGAAGACGAACAACUCAUCCUCAAAUCCGGAGAUGAAAAUGGGCGAAGAGCUUGUUUGUCACGGAGUCAGAGCGACCGCGCGAGCAUAAGGCCAGAAACGACAGCCGGAAGCGUUAGUUAUUUGGACACGAUGCGAUUGAGUCUCCGACGAAAAGCGACGAACGUGACGGAAAAUGGAGUGAGAAUAGGGUUUGAAAAAGAUCGGUCGGAGGCGAUACCGGAGGUCGACGAAAGGACGGAGAAAGCCCAAGAUUCAUCGGCGUUGUCGGAAAUCGCUCGACCGGAAAUGAGGGUCGAAGCGAAGGAGAAAGAGAUCGAAUGCCCGGGUUUGUUGAGAUCGGACGACGAAAGCCGAAGAAGUGAGGAGCAUUUUCGACGGAUGAGGCCAACGAGUUGGUCUCCGCCGCCCGGAAAAUCGAAGCACAGAGAUCGCGCGAGCGAUCCGGGACCGAUGACUCCGAGGAAUCGUCAGGACGCGAAUUCUUCGGAGUGUUGUUUGAAAAAUUGGCGAGAAAUAGGCUCGAAUAGUAAAAACGAUUCUUGCAGAAGCUGCUGCUCCUUCGAGAGUUCUCCAAGAAUCGAAAUAAUCAAUGCAAGGCCGAAAGCGAACGUGUGUAAAAUAACAGUCAGUCCCAGGGCUUCGCCGUUGAUCCAUCGUUUGCGAAUAAAUGGAAACGAGACAAGGACGCAAGGAGGAGCUCGUAGAACUUCGAUCAUGAUAAACGGCGACCAGAACCCAGUCGCGGAGUUGAGCAGCAACAGCAACGACAACAAAGUCACGAUAAGCGUCGGCGGGGAAGACAGCGUUUGCAAUCCAACCGUGAUAUCCGUAAAUUCCUCCAGUCCGCCAAAGAUUCAAAGUUCCUCGGAAAAUCGAACCCUCGUAAUUCUCGAAAAUUAUCGAUCGAACAUUGUCCUUGAAUCGACGACGACGACGGCAAUGAAAGAGGAUCAAGCCAACAGCUCGUGUUCGGACAAUUCACGGGUCGAAGAUUCGGUGGCGUAUUCUCCGGAACAACUGUCGCUGGAGGCAACCGAUCGUAGUCUAGCUAUAAAACGAAGGGGAGCUAAUGGGAUUGUCAAACUUUCGAGCGGGAGCGACGAGGAGCGAAACAAUUAUAGUAGAAAUGAUCAAAAAUCGAGGUUUCGGGAUAUCGACUCGAACGGCAGAUGGUCGAGCCUCUCCAAAGAAUCUCUCAUUUCCAAACUCCUCGAGGAUUCCUUGAAAAAAGCCCGGGAGAAUGGAGAAAUUCUCGAUGAGAGCAGCGGAGAAGCAAUUUUGAGAAUACUCAAGCAGAGUUUGCUCAAGAGCAAGGAUUACGAGAGCUCGGAAUCCACCAUUGAACCGGAGCCUUCCUAUUCUCGAUCGCCCAGUUUGAAUUCCGACACGGAUUUCGUCUCGACGAACUUGUUCCUCGAGGAAAAUCCUUACGAGGUCAUCAAAGAACCCAUUUACGAAGAAAUCCCCGACGAACCACCUCCGCUUCCUCUUUCUCCACCUCCCACCGAGGAUUACAUCAAAGAUCGAAUUUAUUUUGCUCAAGAGUACAAGGAAGCUUACUACAAAAAAGUUAACGCGGGACAAUUCCUUCGCUCUUAUCUGUCCGACGAUAUUUACAAAAAAACUAUCGAUUUUAAGCACGACGACAGCAGCGUCGACGAUUCGUAUCUCUCCAAAAGUCCCGAAGAAUUUUUCAAAAAGAUUCCAACCAAUGCGAAUGAUCCGAAUUUCACUACUAAAUUCGAGUUCCUCAAUUAUCUCAUGGACUCGAAAGAUCGAUCCGUCGCUAUAGAGGAGGACGACGAGGUCGAGGACGACGACGAGGAAGACGAUGACGAAGAAGAUACCGAGGGCGAUCUCGAAGCCCUUUACGAACAGAAGGAAACCAGUAUGGGAGAUUUGAGCUCCAAGAGCUCGCAAAUUUCGAAUGUCUCCGACAGUAGCGAAGAGUGCAAUAUUAUUUUGACCAGUUCACCGGAAACGCUCAAAACUCGUACUGUCGAUAUCGAACGAACUGACAGUGGUGUUGGAUCGGAAAGUAGUCAAGCGAGCAGCAGCCGAGGGAUUGCCAGACGCUGGAGAUCAGGAAACGUAUCAUCGGGACCGGCGAGUCUACUUUGCGAGAUACCUCAGGUCAUUUCAGGUGAUACCAAACUCUGCGAGGAUUGUGAGCAACGAUUGGAGCCUCUUAUAACAGACAGCGGAGUCGUUUAUGCACCAUUCGUUUGUCGAAAGUGUUCGAAAAAGCGAGCCGAGCGAAAAGAAAUAAUAACCGAGAUCGUCGAGACCGAGCAAAAGUACGGCAGAGAUUUACAAAUUAUUCUUGAAGAGUUUCAUCGGCCAAUGUUGCGAGCUGGACUCUUGACGCAAGAACAACUCGCAGCUAUAUUUCUCAAUGUCGAAGAACUUCUCGAGCACAAUCUUAUGCUCGCGGAGAAGCUCAAAGAUGCUGUGGAGUUUAGUCAGGUAUCGGGUGAUGAGGAUCUCGUGACGGUUGACGUUGGUAAAAUAUUUCUCGAAUCGGAGAGGAUGCUCCACGCGUUUGAGAGCUAUUGCACGAGACAAGGUGGAGCGAGUCUCUUGCUUCAAAAUCUUGAAAAGGAGAAAGAGCUAUUGAGAAUAUUUUUGAAAGUGUCGCAAAUGGAGAACACGGUACUCAGGCGAAUGAAUUUGAAUUCGUUUCUGAUGGUGCCGGUUCAAAGGGUCACCAAAUAUCCAUUGCUUCUCGCACGUUUACUCAAAGCAACACCCACCGUCAGAAUCGACGUUCACGAAACGAGGAAGAGACUCGAGCAGGCUCGAGCCAACAUCGAAUUGCAUCUCGAGCAUAUGAAUGCCGAAGCCAAAGACCUGACGUCAACGAAGCUCUGGCGUCGAAUUUCAAUAAUACAAAACGGCAGGCGGUCCAACGGCGAGCAAGACAUGGUUAACAUUAAAUUGCGAAAGAUGGCGGUCGAAGUUUUGGAGUGGGCUCACGAGGAAGCGAGAUUUGUCCUCGAAGGACGUCUCCUCGUUGCUCAACCGACUGACAAUAAUUGGAGACGAGGGAGGACCGUGAAACUUGCUCCUGUCACAGCCAUGCUCGUUACCAAUGGAAAGCCGAGCAUCGAAUUUUUGGAUUCAAACGACGAUUCCCUUUUUCCAAGGCAGAUCGGUAUCAAGGAAGCAACACUUCUUCUGGUCAAAGAGAAAAUCGGUCGAUACUCUCUGUUGCGCGAGCCGUUGUACUUGGACAAGUGCAUAGUAUGCUGUGAGACGGAUCUCGAGGAUUACUUUGAAAUUCAAGAGCUUUCCUCCAAAGAGACUUUCAUCUUCAAAGCUGAGGAUGGAGCAAGGACGAAGAGAUGGUGCAGGACUCUCCAGGCUCAUGCACAAUCUCUCGGAGCAUGGCGACGUCGUCGUGGAGCACUGCCGAACAUAAUGAUAUGCGGGGUUGCGAGAAGUUGAACUUCAACGCUUGACUAAAAAACUUUUCUUUUUUUUCCUCGAGUCAUUCGCAGUUGAAAGUUCGAAACGAAUGGAAAACAAAAAAUAAAACGAUUCGAAAAGCGGUGACUUUCUCGCGCUCGAUUAUAGUGCGUUGCAGAAACUUGUUGUUUCCUACGUGACUGUAAAAAACAAAGUAACCAGACGCGUAAAAGCGAAUCGAUAAACCAUAAAAAUCAAUGGAUCAUUCCACUUUGAUUUGUCUCGAAAAAAUCACCAUAAUCUAUUGCAUUCGUUUAUCUUUAAUUUACUCAACUCAAAGGUAUUGAUAUUUUAUUUAUCCAUUGCGUCCAAGAUAUUUAUCAUUCAUUACAAAAUGAAUAUAAUAAAUGUCUAAAAAAUCUGAACCAACUCAAAGCCGAAGAGAUUCAGAUAAUUUCGAAUUUAUGUAGAACGUCUCCAAUAAGAGAUAAAUAUAUAGGUGUAUGAUGAUGAACAUAUGCGAAAAAUCCUGAAUACUCGUUUACGUGCACCUGGUAGACUCGUCCCUUCACAUGAUAUAUUUGAUUUAGAAAUGUCUAUUUAAAAAUACGCGGAUUAAUCAAUCAUGCGUAUUGUGUUUUGAAUGAACUCCUGCCCCGAAAGAAAUGAGUAGCUGUGAUAUCGCGACCGGUGUAUCGGAUCUUAAUGAUGGUUUUUUUCUUACUCUAUUUCAUAAAUAAUUGCGCGAGUAAGAAGAGCCUCGAGAUACGAGAAUGUGAAAAAACAGACGAUCGCUCGAAUCGAGUAAAUAUUUCUUUGCUCGGUAGCGAGUGAGUUGAAAACAAAGGAAAAACCUCCAGUCGCUUCUCUUUCCUCACUAUCAUUUAUUUGUAGGAGGAAAAUGUUUUCCAUCAGAACAGAAAUAAUCCUUCAUUCUUUUUUUUAAAGCCAAUAAUAAUUUAUCGGCUUAAUCAUUUCGAUGUUUUUGCUUCGCUGAUAAUCGAUAGAAAGAUUAAGCGAAAAAUCAAGAAAUAACAAUGUAUAUUUUUAAUGUAUUAAUUAUCGUUAAUAAGUUUUAAAAGCCACACUGUAAAUAUUUUUCAACACAAAGGAACCCGCUCGUGCAAAAUUUCGGCCACGAAUUCCUGGGUUACCUAAUCUUGUGGCCUUCGUGUGAAAAAACAAAAAUAUUCAAGUGUAAAACCAACAAAAUAAAUUUGAGUCCCGGUAAAUAUA